AUGUCUCUUAUUUCUGAUUGACGAAAAAAACCUGCAAUCGUGGCUUCCGUUAAUAGUACCAGUGCAGCAGCCAAGUAUCCUUCACCGCCAUUAGGUGAUUAUUAUUCGAACUAUGUCGCUGCAGCAUCAUCUAUGGCGGCAAGUGACCCAACUGCAUUGAAGUUUGGAUAUUCCGAUCCGACGAAAGGCGUGCAAUUUGCUUUUGGUUUUCCUCAACAUCCCGAUUCGUUUUCGGCAUUAUCAUAUAAUGGCUCAUCACAAAGAAAACAAAGACGUGAACGAACGACAUUUACCCGCGCACAACUUGAUCAGCUUGAAACAUUAUUUGAUCGAACACGGUAUCCUGAUAUAUUUAUGCGUGAAGAAGUUGCAUUGAAAGUCAAUCUACCCGAAUCGAGAAUACAAGUUUGGUUCAAAAAUCGCCGUGCUAAAUGUCGUCAACAAGAUAAAGCAACAAAAAAACCUUCAUCAUCAUCUAAUAGUGGCAUUCAUGACAAAUCCAAUUCAUCAAAUGAUACUUCACUUUCAGCCGCAACACCUAUUUGCAAACGUGAAGCCAAAAGUCCAUCGAUGAUUAGUCCAAACGGUCGAAUAAAUUCUUCUCAGACAACCAACAAUCGUUCACCACCGUCGACAUCCAGCACAAAUAGUUUAAAUGGUGGUGGUAGUAAUAGUUUAUGUUCGUCAAAUUCGACAACAAGCAACGCAUUCUAUCGUUCACCAACAUCAGAUAAUUCAACUGCUGCUGCUGCCGCUGCAGCUUCAUCUCUAGCUGCUUGGUCUUCUCAGGCAGCUGCUUAUCAUCACAUGUACCCAACAUCGUAUAGUCCUAAUCAAACCUCGUAUCCAAGUGGACUAUUUUACGGUAAUGAACCUCAGCAUCUCUACAAAGCGAACUCGGCUACCGCGAAUAGUCCGCCGAUAUAUGGAACAGCGGCAAGUGCAUUAACAUAUCGAAAUCAAGAGAUGGAUUUUCUUCAGCCGACAGCGAUGUAUGGUCGAGCAAGUGAGGAAUUUAUGGGUUGGCCAACUUCGCACCAUCAUCAUCAUCAUCAAAACUUUAAAAUUUUCAAUUAA
Adineta ricciae is the source of this 1077-nucleotide messenger RNA. The record is from the annotation of a GenBank genome assembly. NCBI's taxonomy places the organism in Eukaryota, Metazoa, Rotifera, Eurotatoria, Adinetida, Adinetidae.